Messenger RNA from Peniophora sp. CBMAI 1063, 3405 nucleotides. NCBI's taxonomy places the organism in Eukaryota, Fungi, Basidiomycota, Agaricomycetes, Russulales, Peniophoraceae. The record is from the annotation of a GenBank genome assembly.
AUGGACGGCGCCUACGCCGCUACGAACGGCAACGGCACGGCCGUACACGACGAUGCGCCCGCAGCCUCUGCCGCCGCACCGGCCUUUGAUCCAGCCGUCUUCCGCGAAUAUCUGCUCGCACUUCUUCCACCAUUAUUUGGCGCGACGCAGUCCGACCUCGAGAGUCUGGUCGACGCCGAAGGGUUCAGCGAGAGAGUAGCCCGAUUCGCGGGUGAAGGCGGCGACGCGCUCUACGUCGUCAAACGGCGCGAGACCGCGGAAGAUGCCGAAUCGGAGUCGGAGCCCGCGAUGUACUCGUACGAGCUAGCCAGCCAAUUAGCUUAUUCGAGCGAUAAUACUACGACGCUGGCCCUCAUCAAACGCGCGCCGACUUUGGACUCUGUCACGCCACUCGCGACACAGCUACAUAUCCUGAAUCUUUUCGGCGGAGACGAGACACCAUAUGAGAGUUUACAUGCCGUUGUCAGCAACGGUGUCAAGCCUUGGUUCGAUGCGUUCGUCGGAGCACGGCAUGGUGGAAAGGACGGGGAUAAUAAGAUGGGUAUACCCAUGACCAAGAAGAAGUUCGCGGAACUCGAGCUUUCUUUGCUUCAUCUCCAGCAAAACGUCGAAAUACCCGAAACGCACCUGAUCAUCCACCCGUCUAUUCAAGCCGUUACCAAGCUCAACCGAGAUGUCACGUCCGGCACCGCGUCGCAGGAGAUCAACUUCUGGCUUUCGCUCGAACAGGCGCUGGAGGGCAUCGAAGCGCAACUACGGAGCGACGAGGUCAACAUGGUCAUGGACUGCCUCCGCAACGCCAAACGUUUCCGAGCGACCGUAUCCUUCAUCGCGGAUACAGGCCUGAAAGACGCGACGGACGUCGUGCGGAAGUACAACCUCCUCAUGAAGGACUUCCCGCUCAACGAGCUCCUCUCCGCGCCCGACCUCGACAAAACGGGCGAGGCGCUCGCGCUGAUCUUCACGCACAUCAUCCGCAAGCUCAAGAUCUCGCCGUACCCCAUCCGCCGCGCUCUACCGUUCGUCGAGGCCAUCUCGCGCGACUUCAACGAUGUGCUGCUGCGGGUGCUCGUCAGCCAUCGACUGUUGUAUCAGCCGUACGAGACGUUCGAGCGCACGAUGUCUUCUGCGCAUGCGGUGUUUAGAGCGUGGGACGAGCAUAUGAAGGAGUUCACCAAUGUCGCGCGUGAGGUCACUAGGAAGCGCUCGGAAAAGUUCAUUCCUAUCAAGGUGGCGCCGGCACAUGCGCGACUGCAGGAACGCGUGCGGUACCUGAGGGAGUGGAGGAAACAGCAUGAGCAGCUCGCCGUGAUGACGGGUCCGACGAAGGGGCUGGGAGGGAUCAGUUUGGGCGGGAUCGGGACGGAGGGUGGUGGAGUUAUGGAUAUGGAGGAGGAGGUCAAGGAGGCGUAUGAGGUUAUGAAGCGGAUCGACGUGUUGGACGUGUCCACCGAUGGCACGGAGAUCUGGGUCACAGCCGAGAACGCGUACAACGAGCGCGUGGCGCGCGUCGAGAACCAGAUCAUCUCACGCCUGCGCGACCGCUUGGGCUCGGCGCGUAACGCAAACGAGAUGUUCCGCGUCUUCAGCAAGUUCAACGCGCUAUUCGUGCGCCCGAAGAUUCGCGGUGCUAUUCAAGAGUACCAGACGCAGCUCAUCGAUUCCGUCAAGGAGGACAUCAAGCGGCUACACGACAAGUUCAAGACGCAGUACCGCUACAGCGAAGCCUACCACAUGGCCCAAAUGCGCGACCUCCCGCCCAUCGCAGGCGCCAUAAUCUGGGCGCGCCAAAUCGAGCGCCAACUCCUCGCCUACAUGAAGCGCGUCGAAGACGUGCUCGGCCGCGGCUGGGAGCUCUACGCCGAGGGCCAGAAGCUACAAGCCGAGUCCUCCGCCUUCCGGCGCAAGCUCGACACGCGGCCCUUCUUCGACGCCUGGCUGCACGACAUCAACCGGCGCGACAUGGGCGUCUCCGGGCGCCUGUUCGAAAUCGUGCGGCUGAGGGGCGGCGGGAUGGUGCUGGCCGUCAACUUCGAUCCGCAGAUCAUCACGCUGUUCAAGGAGGUCAGGAAUCUGCUGUGGCUGGGGUUUCAGGUGCCGCAUGCGGUGGGGAAUCUGGCGAAGGACGCGAAGAGGGUGUAUCCGCAUGCUGUCAGUUUGAUGGAGACUGUGCGGACGUACGGGCAGACGCUCGAGCUUGUGGGCACGAAUGGCGAGAUCGAGUGGCUGGUCGCGGAGUAUAGGAAUGAGGCGCAGAGAAUGAUCACGCGCGGCAUGGCUAUACGCUGGGACCACUUCGUCUCGCAGUACGACGCCGCGCGCUUCGUGCCCUCGGCCGACGGCCGCGACAUUCGACACGUCUCCUUCGUCCGCGAGUUCGCGUCCGUCGUAUCCCUCCUGCAAGACAAGACGAACAACGUGAUAGCGCUCUACCGCGACAUCUCGCGCGCCGUCGAAGACCUCGCGACCUGCGCAUACACCUCCGACGCCUUCUCCGAGCUCCUCGGCAAGGUCCAAGCGGCCAUCGACCGGCUCAACCUCGAAGGCUACGCCAACCUCGAGCAGUGGGUCGAGAAGCUCGAUCUGAAGAUCGAGGGGAUCCUGCGCGGGCGCAUCGAGGCUGUGUUGAAGGUGUGGUGCGAGGAGUUUGAGCGGUCGGACGAGGGCGAUUCGAGGCUGACGACGGGGAAGGGGAGGAAGGGCGAUAGGCGGGGAGGGCAGGGGGCGGAUAAGUUCACGGAGAGCAGUAUGGCGACGGCGUUGCAUCCGAUCGUGCAUGAGAUCAGGAUACAGAAUCAGGUCAUCUUUUUGGAUCCGCCGAUCGAGCAUGCGAGGGGGACGUGGGUGCAGACACUGCAUGAUUGGCUUGGUGUCGUGUGCAGGUUAAGGAGGAUACAGAGUUCGCGGUACGAGAUCGGGCUUCAGAUACAGAGCGCCGAAGCCGCGGAUUUGACCUACACCUCUCUGCUGACGCAACUGCCCGACGAAGUCCUCCAAAAGCCGUUCGCCCUCAUCGAAGCCAAAGUCCAGCAACUCCGGGACUACGUCGGCAAAUGGCUCCAGUUCCAAUCGCUCUGGGACCUCGAAGCCGAAUCCGUCUACGCGCGCUUAGGCGACUCACUCGCGGCGUGGCAGCAGCUCCUGACGGAGAUCAAGCGCGCACGCUCAACAUUCGACACGUCCGAGACGGCCAAGUCGUUCGGCACCGUGGCGAGGGUGGAGUACGAACAGGUGCAGGCGCGCGUGAACGCCAAGUACGACGCGUGGCAGAGGGAGAUCCUCAGCAGGUUCGGACAGAAGCUGGGCGCGGCUAUGAAGGAUAUGCAUGCGCAGAUUUUGAAGGCGAGGAACGAGCUGGAGCAUCAGAGUAUUGAGGGGUUGGUCGGCGCGCCGAGGAGGUUCUGA